Molecule: messenger RNA, 2289 nt
Organism: Lycium barbarum (goji berry)
Lineage: Eukaryota; Viridiplantae; Streptophyta; Magnoliopsida; Solanales; Solanaceae
Exons: 2
Coding region: 1819-2127 (102 amino acids)
Cellular component (GO): mitochondrion
Source: RefSeq, a predicted model, not a curated record
ACUGGCUAUGUUGUUGAUGUAAUUAAAUAAAUAAAUAAAAAGACUCAUGAGAAGAACAAAUUAUUUUGGUUUAGCAGGAAUAAGCUUGGUCCUUAAAUAAUGUUUUAUUCUUAGUGUACUUGGUUCAAAUCUCUAACUGGUAUAGUAGUUCUCUAGAUGUUUGGAGGGGUUUAUCUUUGGUUUUCAUGACUAAAUUGCUCUUAAUUUUCCUCAUUCUUUUUGAGAACUGUUCCAACAAGAUUCAUGAAUAAAGUUGCUUCCCUUACCUGUUGAGUCUGACUCAUAGUAUUCAUUUAUCAAAGAAUAACUCUAGUUAUCAAACUUUUUCUUUUUUGAUGACCGAGAAAUCCCUUUGGAGCCGAUCCUUUGGGCUAACCACAGUCUUCGGAAGUCGGGGUAUGAUGGGCCCGUCCCUCUAUCUUUCUCCACUUAAAUACUAGAGUUAGUUUGCUUGGCGCAAGACUCGAACUUGUGACCUAAGACUCUAGUACCUCUGCUGUGUGGUUUGCGAGCUAUUGCACAGGAGCUGGGUUUACCCCGCACACCCGAAGGGUAGCGGCUGCAGGUUCUCAUGUCAUCAAAAAGACAUUAGUUCCUCAACCUUUGUCAAUUGAGCUAAUCCCUCGGGGCUUUGUGUGCACACCUUUUUCUCAUUCAUUGUAGUUCUCUGCAUUAAAACAAAUUAUUAGUCAAUAACUCAAUAUUCAGACUUAGAGUAUUCAUUUAUAGUUGUUUUGGUUUCAAUUUAGUUUUUGAGUUUUUACUGGGACGAUUUAUUCACAUUUACCAUUAUUUGUAAUUUUACAAGUAACAUAAUUUGAUCUAUAUAAGUUUCAAGACUUGUCAUUGUGAUCUAAUCAAUACAACAAGCCUGAUGUGUUGUUUGAAUCCAUCUCACUCUAAGCAUAAGGGUCAGAACCCUAUAUUCUGAGCGCCCUUUGUCGCUUUUUUCUCUUACUAGUACAACUGCAGGUCGUUCAUAGUUUAAACGUAGGGGUUGGAGCCAUGUCUUUUCUUCAGGCCCCUCUUUCAUUUUUUUUUUCCUUUUGGGAUAAAUAUCGGUUUUUUCAACUUACGUUUGUAAUUUACCGGGGGGAACCAUGCACUGGUUUAUCAAUUAUAACCAAAGACUAAUCCAAAAUUUAGACUAUUCAGAAUAAGUACAGUUUGUACCCACAUUCACAUACAUAAUACAACUAUCGUCCGCCCAUGAUUGACAAUUGAAAUCUCGUGUGCUAUUCUAUAACAUCUUAUUUUGCUUCUUGUCAAAAUUUGCAAUAGUAGCACGGUCAUGGCUCUUAUCCCUAUCCUAGAAUUUAUAGAACAGAGAAAAAGAUGCGCCUUCGUAAUGCCAGGCUCACGGAGAUUCAAUUGUACUCCAUUUCCUAGAAUUUUAAGUGCUGUCAUUCUAAGUUAUUAUCUAAGUCUGCCUAAGCUAACACUAUGAUCAUCUUGUAAUAUCAUCAUUAGCUGGGAAAUAGUAUUAGUUAAUUGGUUUUUUAAUUCUUUUCUUCAUUGGGCACAUAUAUAGUAAACGGAUUCACAGGUGAAACAUGCAAUCAUUAAGGCGCAAUAGGUUGGAGAUGGGGAAAGGCGACUGUGGUGUUCAUACCUGUUAGGUAUCAUCACCCUUCUUGAGUCUAAAAGAGAAUAUAGAAGGCCCCGCUGAAUCAUUAUUAUUAAUCCAUUUCAAUGGAUGCUAAGCAUUUCAUAGAGCUGUAUGGCUGUAUCAAAAGAAAAGGAGGGGAGAGAAAAGUUCACCCUUGUUGAUUAGAGUGUUCUGGAUAAGAGAAUCCCAUCCGUGUACUGAGCUGCGAAAUGAACCUUGGUAGACUGAAGAAUGUGGUAGCUGCUGCAGCCAUUGAAGGAGUGGCUGAGGCAAGGGCCAGGAUAUUUGGUCAUGUGCUUAAUCCAACGGGGCAGAGAUCACCCCACAAGGUUUUGCGCAAGAAGCUCAUCGGUGAGAAAGUGUCACAAUGGUACCCACAUGAUAUCAUGAAAGAUGAUCCUCUUGUGAUGGCACGUCAAGAGCAAGAGCGCCUGAGCAAGCUUGAAAUGCUCAAACGUCGUGGAAAGGGUCCUCCUAAGAAGGGUCAAGGCAAGCAGGCUAAAAAGCGCAACAAAUAGAGAUCAUAUAUACUUUUAGGCUCUUUUCCUGUUUUACAAAUCCUACUACUCUGAGCGAGACUCCAUCCAUAUCCCUACUAGUAGUUUUUCUUUCAUUCAAUCGUCACUUACCGGCUUGCAAAUCGGUUACUCUUUGCAAUUUGAUCGCGUUCUUGUUUUUCA